UUCACUUGAGGAACCCCGAUUUCAAAGGAUCGUCCACAAACGAAUGUCGGAUGUAAAACUUGCAGCGGAGAGUCACCUAUCCAUUUUAGAAACUAAAUGAAGAUGCAGGGUUUACGAUAUUUGCUCCUCCUGAUGUCCAUCAAUUUUGCUACUUCAGUUGGGCUUUGCGAUGGGAAAUCUUUAGGUGAAAUCGCCAGUUUGGAAGACACAAUGUUCAUUCAAGCAGAAGAACAAAGCCUUGAGGAACAACAUGACUUUAACUCCAAAUUGGAGAACUAUUUGGGCUUCAUGAAGGAAGAUUUUUUGAGGAAGCUGAAUUUAUCAGGCGUGCCGCAAGAACAACGAAAGGUUCAGCCUCCUCAGUUCAUGAUCGAACUCUAUAAUAAAUAUGCUUCUGACAAGACUUCCAUCCCUCGGUCGGAUGUCAUCCGAAGCUUCGCCAUACAGGAUGUUAUUUAUUCCAUUAGACAGGGCAACAAAACACAACACAGACUGCUAUUCAACAUUUCCAUCCCAAAUCAUGAAGAGAUCACAUCAGUCCAGCUGAGGCUGUUCACUCUCUGGGAAAGAAGUAAAAACACCUGCACUGACCUCUUCACAUCCAUCAAUGUUUAUAAUGUAGAUUGCGAGCAGAAUGCAAACAUGUUAAAUCUUCUAGAUGGGAGAGACGUAACUGAGGGCGAAAACACUUGGGAGGCUUUUGACGUGACCAGAGCUGUCAGGAGCUGGCACGAAUCUGGACGUGGGGUCGGCGAACUUCAGGUGGAGAUCAAACAAGACUGUGAAUCCCUUGCCAUAAGCCUGGGUUUGGAGGACAACAGCUCGGCAGUCGUAAUAGUAUUUUCAAAUGAUCUCGGGAACAGAAAGGGAGAGUCAAUGAAAGAGGUAAAAGAGAUGCUUCUUCAUGAGAAGCAACGGGUGUUUUGGGGCAAUCGUGUUCCUGUGAACCAGCACUACAGGAAGAAGAGAAAAGUAACAAACAAUUACUGUCGGAGAACUUCUCUGAAGGUGAACUUCAAAGACAUCGGAUGGGAUAAAUGGAUCGUGGCCCCGCCCGAGUAUGACGCUUACGAGUGUAAAGGCGUGUGUUAUUUCCCCCUGACAGACGAUGUAACCCCCUCUAAACAUGCUAUCAUCCAAACUCUGGUUAACCUGAGCAAUCCCAAAAAGGCAAACAUGGCAUGUUGCGUCCCAACCAAGCUGGAUCCAAUUGCAGUCAUGUAUCAAGAAAAGGGUGUCAUCACGGUCCGACACCUCUACGAGGAGAUGAAAGUAGCAAAGUGUGGAUGAGCGUUUCUAGGAUUUGACAGCAUCUGGGACAUAGACCAAAACAUCAGGGGCUAUAAUCCCCCUUAGAGAUUUUUGUUUUACAUUUUAAUACAGAAACAUACUCUACACAAAAACAGAUGUCAAUGCUUGGCCAAGCAUGUGGUCCUGUUGUACAUACUAGCAAGAAACCUCAAGGGGGUGAUAGAGUAUCGGCCCCAAAUACUUGUGCCAUUAAUCAGGAUGUGGUAUUGCCCAGGUAGACUGUUAUAAAAAAUAUUUGUAAGAUCGGACUUGCUCAGCAAAACUGCCAUUAAAGUAGUAUAAGGAGCUGACAGCACUGUCCAUGUAAAACGAACUUGCAUGUAUUUUGUGUACUUGCAUAGAGUUCGUGUCAGGUCCACAUCUACAAGAACAGCUUCAAAGCAUUUUAAAAUAACAGCUAGGGUCACUAGAUAAAUCUAUAUCUAAUUCUUUAGUAAUUAAGUGUUUUUUGCUAGGGCCAAUGCCCCUGUCAUCCCACCCCUUAACUGGCUUAUUCUGGGUAGAUCCAGACAAAAAUAUUUACAGAAAUGCUUGUAUAAUUUAUGCACUUACGCAAUAACUCCCACUAGUUACAGACCAAAACAUUCAGGGCUUGAGCCCUAAAACACUGCCCCUAGUGACUCCCAUGGAUAUAACUUAGCAUUGUAUUCAAUCUUCCUGUACUUACUAUGCUUACAUUUUCCAUCUAUUUAAUUGUUUUCUUUUAUUU
Molecule: messenger RNA, 2020 nt
Organism: Sinocyclocheilus grahami
Lineage: Eukaryota; Metazoa; Chordata; Actinopteri; Cypriniformes; Cyprinidae
Gene: gdf2
Product: growth differentiation factor 2
Exons: 3
Coding region: 97-1290 (397 amino acids)
Biological process (GO): BMP signaling pathway
Cellular component (GO): extracellular region
Molecular function (GO): growth factor activity; cytokine activity
Source: RefSeq, a predicted model, not a curated record